AUGGGGAUUGUAUCGCAUUCGGUGAUCAUCGGGCUCUCUUUGGGCGUUUCGCAGAGCCCAUGUACCAUCGAACCUCUUGUUGCUGCUCUCUCCUUUCACCAGUUCUUCGAGGGUUUUGCCUUGGGUGGCUGCAUUUCUGAGGCUCAGUUCAAGAAUUUCUCUGCACUCCUGAUGGCUUUCUUCUUUGCUAUCACAACACCUGUUGGGAUCGCCAUGGGGGCGGGGAUCGCUUCGUUCUACAACGCCAACAGCCCCAGGGCAUUGGUCGUGGAGGGCAUUCUUGAUUCAAUGUCGUCCGGAAUACUGAUAUAUAUGGCUUUAGUGGAUCUCAUUGCUGCUGAUUUCCUUAGCCGGAGGAUGAGCUGCAACCCGAGGCUGCAAGUGUGCUCAUAUGUUGCCCUGUUUUUUGGGGCUAUUGCCAUGUCAGCACUUGCUAUCUGGGCUUAG
Triticum turgidum subsp. durum (durum wheat) is the source of this 447-nucleotide messenger RNA. NCBI's taxonomy places the organism in Eukaryota, Viridiplantae, Streptophyta, Magnoliopsida, Poales, Poaceae. The record is from the annotation of a GenBank genome assembly.